Messenger RNA from Gymnodraco acuticeps, 996 nucleotides. RefSeq lists its product as uncharacterized. The transcript is spliced from 3 exons. The record is from RefSeq and is a predicted model, not a curated record. The coding region runs from base 337 to 996 and encodes 219 amino acids. Gene Ontology annotation, molecular function: protein dimerization activity. Lineage: Eukaryota; Metazoa; Chordata; Actinopteri; Perciformes; Bathydraconidae.
UUUAAAGUCAGAGUGUAUUACAAUGUUUCUUAGUCCACCAAAGCAAGGUGAACAACCUGGAAAGAAGAAGAGAAAGACUGAGCUGCAGCUGAAACCGGCCUCUUCCGAGGGACUAAACUCAAGUAUGUCAACGAAGGGCAGAUUCUCUUUCUCCGGAAGAAAGUCAUAGAUGUGCUCAUCAAGCACCUGGAGAAAAGAUUCCAAGAUCUCCAGAAAGGGAGUGUCCCUUCAAAAUGUUCCAUCUUCAACCCCAGUCAGUGGCCCUUUGACAGACAGGAGCUGGCUGCCUAUGGCAAACAAGACUUUGCUGAUAUCUGUGAGCAUGAUCAGCCCCUGAUGGACGAGCACAGUGUUACAACUAAAAUGCUGAAGUCUGAGUUCAUCCUCUACAAGAGUUAUGCAGCAGCCCGCACACUUCGAAUGCCACAGAUCUUCUCUGGCAUCCUGUGUGACACUGAGAGAUGCAAACAGUAUAAGGGGCUGUCAAUACUGUUUGAAAUAUACCUUGUUCUGGCAGUCAACACUGCAGUGUGUGAGCGGGGGUUCAGCUGCAUGAAGAGGGUGAAGAACGACUGGCGUUCCUGUCUGGGUACUGAGCAGCUCAGCCGCCUGAUGUUUUCCUCCAUUGAGGGCCCCUCAAUGGACAACUUUGAUGCUGCCGGAGCCGUGGAGAAGUGGUGGACCUCAGGAAAUAGGGCUCGUCGCCCUGGCUUCAACCCGUGGCAGAAGGAGCAGGAGCAGGAGAUACGGGACGACCUCUAUCAAGACCUGGUUCUUAUGGAUCAGGAAGCCGAGCAGGAGGAGAAUGUGCGCCAGGAGGCCAUAUCUGACGAGCUCGGACUUGAGGCAGAGAAUGUGGCUGCUGGCGAGAAGCGCUUGGCUGAAGCUCUUGGCGACUCAGAUGAGUCAGACAUAGACGAGUCAGACAUUGACACUUUCUUGAAAGACUAUCAGUCGUUGAAUCAGCAAACACAAACAAGAAGAAUCACCACGUGA